CUGCUUACCCCUCUCUCACCUAUAAAAUAUGCCCGGGGGGAGGAUUGUUUCUUUUCAUCAUCGUCUAAUUUGAAUCGAACCCAAGUUAUCGACAGAUCAACUCUACAAACAAAGGAAUAAUGGACAAAGACAAAUCUCCGCCUCGUCACUGGCAUGGUGUUUUUGGCGAUCGUUAUGAGCAUCACAAUGUCUGGGUGACGGGUGGCCCUCCACAGCCAUACAUGGCCAGACGACCGUCCGCCGCAUCCUCUGAUGUAAACGCGACGAGUGAGAGACGUGCUUCUGCAGCAUCCGACAUGUCUUCCACCUCCACUGGUAACAAUAAUACUCCUAUAGCCCCGGAAAGAAGAAAAUCUAGCAGCCAAGGCACUUCCUCUUUGUUCGCAAGCCUUAAUAGCCAGAAAAGGAACACCGACGAUGGCAACCUUGCUGCACGCCGCCAGAGCUGGAGUGAGCAGUCCCAGCAGGGUGGCUUCCUUGCCAAGUGGUGGACUGAUUAUACUCGUGGUAAAUAACUCUUGCUUUUGUAUCAAGGGCUGUAAUUAUGGUUGCUUGUAAUCUUUUUUUUUUUUUGUUGAACUUUUUGAUAUCUUUUAUACGCAUAGUUAUUACGCAUAUGCCAAUGUUGAUGGCAAAGGAGGCAGAGAAUGGCUCUCGAAUGUGAAAAAGAACCAUGAUGAUUUGAG
Messenger RNA from Aspergillus ochraceoroseus IBT 24754, 686 nucleotides. RefSeq lists its product as uncharacterized. NCBI's taxonomy places the organism in Eukaryota, Fungi, Ascomycota, Eurotiomycetes, Eurotiales, Aspergillaceae. The record is from RefSeq and is a predicted model, not a curated record. The transcript is spliced from 3 exons. Bases 120 to 515 code for a protein of 131 amino acids.